Molecule: messenger RNA, 2043 nt
Organism: Loa loa (African eye worm)
Lineage: Eukaryota; Metazoa; Nematoda; Chromadorea; Rhabditida; Onchocercidae
Exons: 16
Coding region: 1-2043 (680 amino acids)
Cellular component (GO): cytoplasm
Molecular function (GO): GTP binding; ribosome binding
Source: RefSeq, a predicted model, not a curated record
AUGCUUCCCGUUAUGCUGGUAACAAUUGUUUCAAUAAUUUCUACUGGAAAUAAUCGUCGAUCACUUGUGGAAUCAUUCGCUGUACAAUAUGGUCUUUUCAAAGAUUUCUUUCGAGUUUUCUUUUUUAGAAAUUUUGUAAAGAUUUCUGCUUUAUUGCGUUCCGGACGUUACCUUUGUACGAAGAUACCGAGGGAAGCAACACAGAUGGAUGAUGAAUUUAAUAUUAUUUCAAAAUCGUACGGUAUACAAAGUAUAGCAUCCGAAGUACAUCGUGUUUUGCUUAUUCAUCCACGGUUACGGCGUGGACGUUUCUUCGAUUUAAAUCCAACGAAAGCUAAGCUACAACUGGAAGAAGCUGUUGCAUUAGUCAAUACUUUGCCUAAUUUUAAAGUCAUAGAGACAACUGCUGUAAGCACUGAUCGCUCUACUGAGAAAAAGCGUCUUUGGGGUAGCGGACGUAUUGAGCGGAUAAUUGCUCUGAAAGGAAAAAUCGCUGCCACAGCACUGAUGAUUGACGUUGAUAUUUUAUCACCAAAGCAACAGGCUGAAUUGGCGUCAAUUUUCCGUAUUCCGGUAUAUGAUCGUUACAAUAUAGUAUUGCUCAUUUUCAAAAUGUUUGCUAAAACAAAGGAGGCUAAGUUGCAAAUUCAACUUGCCGAAAUUCCUUAUAUAAGGCAGCGGUUAUUAUCCAUGUAUGAAUUACGUGUAAAUCCGUCUACUUUCCAUCUUGACACAUCCGAGAAAUCGAGAGCCGAAAGACUGGAAGUUUUACGUUAUCGUGAGCAGCAUUUGCGAAAAUGCUUAAAAGCUGCUGUGGAAGAGAAGAUUAAUUUACGAAUUGGUGAAGCUCAAAAAAAUAUACAGACAGUGAUUGCUGUAGUCGGAUAUACGAAUGCUGGUAAAAGUUCUUUGAUUAAAAGAUUAACAGGACGAAAUUUAUAUGUUGAGGAUCGUUUGUUCGCUACAUUGGAUACAUCACUUCAUGUUUUCCGGUUACCAUCCGGUUUACCUAUACUUUUUGCUGAUACAAUUGGGUUCAUAUCGAAUCUGCCUACCCAAUUACUGGCAUCUUUUCAAGCUACAUUAAAUCACGUUGCGAAUGCAAAUUUAUUAUUACAUGUAGAAGAUAUUUCGAAUCCAGAUUAUCUCACACAACGUGAUGUCGUAAUGAAAACACUAUCAGCACUGAAAAUUAAGAAUGAAUUACUGGAUUCAGUGAUUCGAGUUGGAAAUAAAAUUGAUAAAUUGAGUCGUUUACCGGCCGAUGAACCUAACACAUAUUUUGUCUCUUGUGCUGAUGGUCGUGGGCUUGUCGAAUUGAUGGCUGCUGUUGAUAAGAGAGUACUGACAAUAAGUGGUGUAACAAUUCGCCGAUUGAAAUUACGUCCACAUUCAGAAGCAUUUUCAUACUUGUGCAAAUAUUCCUUUCUUGCUGGUCAGCCGAUACCAUCGGAAGACAAUAAUUAUUUGUUAUGUUGCUUAAAAAUUGCAGAAACCGAAGAGAACGGGAGGAAAGGACUAUUUACUUUCAGUGAUUCCUCUAUCUCAUUGAAGCCCAUUAUUGCGCUACAGUUGAAAGCCAAUUUGGUGAAUGUAACUUUAUUGGAACCAAUGGGUGACUGGACCAAAUUUCGAUGGCAUUUAAAGUUGAAAUGUACGAACUGUGGUGAAGAACCAGAACAUUGGCAGUAUGUUGUCGCGCAAGAAAAAGUUAAUAUACCUGGAAGCAAAGGAACUGCAAAUAUAUUGGAAAAAUGUAAAUUAUGUAACAGGAUGAAUUCACUCGAAAUUGUGAAAGGUUCGCUUCGACCCUAUAAAAGUGAUUAUGCUGAAUACAAGGAACUGGUUAAAUUUGACUGUCGUGGCUUGGAACCGACCGACUUCGAUCCACGAUCGCCAUGGCAAGCUAUUGGAGACGAAUCAACAACUAUUUUUGAAAAUAUUGAUCUUACUGAAAAGGAAUGGGCCGAUUACGAUGAAAGAACAGGAGAACCAGUGGAAAUUAAUGAUAUUCAUUAUCGAUUUGUACUUUGCCGAAAAUAA